This is a messenger RNA of Salvelinus sp. IW2-2015, 1474 nucleotides long. RefSeq names its product sorting nexin-10B-like. Gene Ontology annotation, molecular function: phosphatidylinositol phosphate binding. Gene Ontology annotation, biological process: cilium assembly; vesicle organization; intracellular protein transport. Gene Ontology annotation, cellular component: endosome. The record is from RefSeq and is a predicted model, not a curated record. NCBI's taxonomy places the organism in Eukaryota, Metazoa, Chordata, Actinopteri, Salmoniformes, Salmonidae.
CCGCGAAACAGAUCACUCAGCGAAGACUAGCCUGCUAUUGCGGCACUAACGAAUUGCCAGCUGAAAGGAUAAAUAAUCCGAUACAAAAGAUUCCAGUCUACGAUGGAGAUUGACAGUCUAAUGAAACAGGAGUUUGUCAGUGUCUGGGUCCAGGAGCCACAAUUCCACAAAGAUGACUUCUGGCACACGCACGUUGACUAUGAGAUCUGUUUACAUACCAAUAGCAUGUGUUUUAGGAAGAAGACUUCCUGUGUGCGGAGGCGAUACAGUGAGUUUGUUUGGCUCCGGCAGCGUCUGCAGGACAACACUAUGCUCAUAGAGUUGCCCAAACUGCCUCCCUGGAACCCUUUCUUCAGUCUGAAAAACCCCUACAAGGUCAACCAGAGGAUGAAUGGCCUGCGGGAGUUUCUAGAGAUUAUCCUCCAGGACCCCCUGCUGCUGUCUGACAGUAGAGUGCACCUGUUCCUCCAAUCCCAGCUCAGCGUGACCAAGAUGGAGGCGUGUGUCUUGGGACAGACACGCUACACAGUGGCACAGGCCAUCCAGAUGUGUAGCGACUGUCACCGCACACGCUUCCCCAUAGAGAAGGGCAGCAAGGUGUACUUCAACUCAGACUGCGAAAGCCUCACCAGCACCACGUCAAGUCUGGGCCACAGCCAUGACUCGGGGGUCCCCCAGAGCCCCAGCCUUCUACCCUUUGACUGCAGCACCUGUGAAAAUUCUGACGGCAAAAUUCGCAUCCGGGAUGAGGGAUUCUUCAGCAGUCUGUCAGAGUCGUCGUGUGACCAGGAACACAUGGAGCCCUGACACACCACUUCCACACACACACGCACAAAGGGGCUGUUUCCCGGACAAAGAUUAAGCCUAGCCCUGGACUAAAAAGCACUUAAUCUUUGUUCGGGAAACCACUCAAAAGACUGUUUGCUACGGUUCCUGAUGCGCUUCUCAAACCUGAUUAACUGGCGGCGUAGAAAGGUAUUUUUAUGUGGUUCUGUUGGAAUUCUCUCUGGGUCCACUUUAUACAAAUCUUUUUUUUAUUUUUUAUCUUAAGUAUUCCAAGUAUCAAAUGUUUUAUUUUUAAGAACUAACUUGAUGGUUUAUUGACUUGGUGGUUGGUGCCCUUUGAAAUCCUGGAAUGUCCAAGUAGUUUUUGUUGAAAUGUGCUUUGGUUUCUUGUCCUUCUUGUUAAGGUUAUCCCUGGGCUUUCCUUCAGCAUUAACUUCAGUAGGCUUAGAAGAGGCUGGUGGGAAGUGCUGUAGGACAGACUUAUCGUAAUGGCUGCAAUGGUAUCAAACAUAUGGAAACCACAUUUGACUAUUCCAUUCUAGCCAUGACAACGAGCCUGUCGUCUUAUUGCUCCUCCCACCAGCCUCUGGCCUAGAUGUCUUCUGUUAUGAGUGACGAUCUAUACUGAACAAAAAUAUAAACACAUGUAAAGUGUUGGUCCUAGGAGCUGAAAUAAAAUAUCCCAGAA